CUCCCGAUCCGUUCAUCUCUCUCCCCACAAAACCAAACCCUAACUGGAGAUCCCCUUUCGACGAAGAUUCAUCGAUUACCCGUUAAUUUCCUAUAUUUAGCUUCGGAUUUGACGGGCACCGUACUGGUUUUCCUGCAGUGAUCCGCUCCAGCGCUUCGAAUUCUGAUGAUCGAAGAGUUUGGGCUCUGAUCGGGAUCGAACAGGAGCUUGUGAAGAGCUUUUCGGGGUUGUCAAUGGCGGAUGCGCGGCGAUAUGCGUUGACUCCUCAAUUAGAUAUUGAGCAAAUACUUCUGGAGGCUCAGCAUCGGUGGCUACGCCCUGCUGAAAUUUGUGAGAUACUUCGAAAUUAUAGGAAGUUCCGGAUUGCGCCAGAGCCACCAAAUCGGCCUCCUAGUGGUUCACUUUUUCUGUUUGAUCGAAAAGUAUUGAGAUACUUCCGUAAAGAUGGGCACAACUGGAGGAAGAAAAAAGAUGGAAAGACUGUUAAAGAAGCUCAUGAGAGGCUAAAAGCAGGAAGUGUUGAUGUGCUGCAUUGCUAUUAUGCCCAUGGGGAGGAGAAUGAAAACUUUCAAAGACGGAGUUAUUGGAUGUUAGAAGAGGAGUUCAUGCACAUUGUUCUUGUACAUUAUCGUGAAGUUAAGGGUGGCAGACCAAAUUUUAGCCGCAGCAGAGAAGUUGAAGAAGUCGCGCAAGUUUCUCAUACCGAUAGCCCUGCAUGUUCUAACUCUUUCACCAGCCAGAGCCAUAUCCCAUCACAAACUACUGAUGCAGAAAGCCCAAACAGUGGGCAAACUUCAGAGUAUGAAGAUGCCGAAUCAGAUAAUUAUCCAACAAGCUCCAGAUACAACCCUAUCCCUGAGAUGCGGCAGUAUGAGGAUGGACGUGGACAUGUGAUGGAUGCUCCCCUGUUGAACCCUUACGUGUCAAUUCCUUCGGUAAAUAACCAAUCUCUUCCAGGCGAUUAUCAAGGAAUACAGCCAACAACACCACCUAUCUCGGAUUAUUAUUCAGUUGCUCAAGAGGAUACAACUACGGUUUUUGACGGAACAGGCGGUGGAUUAACAUUUAGUGGAUCAAAAACAACGCAGUUGGAAUUGGCGUCUUGGGAUGAGGUUCUUGCGCACUGUACCACCGGUUUCCAAACACCAUAUGUCCAACCUUCAGUUGGAUCUAGGCAGGCUACUGCGUUUGAAGACAAUUCUAGUCUUGAAACUAUAACAUUUGGGGAAGCAUACAACAAUGACCUACUUCCCAAGGAAGUUUAUGGUAUCGGUGCUGAAGGCAAAUUACUAUGGCAGCAUCCUAGUCCUGCAAGUGGUUCUCUUGGUAUUGACGGUGAAUAUGGCAGAUCUAUAGAGGAAAACAUUGGUCACUCUCCUCUAACAAAACAGGCAUCACUAGAUCUCUCUCACUUGGAAGCAGACGGCUUGAAGAAGUACGAUAGCUUUUCGAGGUGGAUGAGCAAAGAACUUGAAGAAGUAGAUGACUCGCAAUUAAGAUCCAACUCUGAGCCUUAUUGGAACACUGUAGACGAUGAAAGCGUUGUUGAAAGUUCUAACAUUUCCAAUCAUGAGCCCUUGGAUUCAUAUGCAGUGAGCCCCUCGCUUUCACAAGACCAGCUCUUCAGUAUUAUUGAUUUCUCGCCAAGUUGGGCAUUUGCUAGCUUGGAGACUAAGGUUCUAAUCACGGGUACGUUCCUGAAAAAUGAAGAUAUAGACAAAUGUAAAUGGUCUUGUAUGUUUGGUGAAGUCGAAGUGCCAGUUGAGGUUUUAGCAGACGGAACCCUCCGUUGCUAUGCCCCCCCACAUAAACCUGGAAGGGUCCCCUUUUACGUUACCUGCUCCAACAGGUUGGCUUGUAGCGAAGUGCGAGAGUUCGAGUUCCGCUCAACUGAUGCCCAUUAUAUGGAGACGUCAGAUUCCUCUAUCAGUAGCAUAAAUGACAUGCAUCUCCAUAUUCGCCUUGAAAAACUGUUGACUUUGGGACCAGUUGACCAGCAAAAGGGUGUGUCAAAUGUUACAAAGGAGAAAAUUGAUUUGAACAAUAAGGUUAGUGCUUUGAUGAUGGACGAUGAUGAAUGGUCAAGCCUCCUGAAGGUAACCGACGAGAAAGAGGUCUCUAUUGAACAAGCGAAAGAUCAAUUGGCUGAGAAGUUAAUAAAGGAGAAGUUGCACUCUUGGCUUAUUAUGAAGAUAUAUGAAGAAGAAGGUAAAGGCCCAAACAUAUUAGGGAAGGAAGGACAGGGUGUGAUUCAUUUAACGGCCGCACUUGGCUACGACUGGGCAAUAAGACCAAUAAUUGUUGCUGGUGUCAAUGUAAAUUACAGAGACGUCCAUGGAUGGACUGCACUUCACUGGGCAGCAUUCUGCGGAAGGGAGCGUACCGUCGUAGCCCUUAUAGCAAUGGGAGCGGCCCCUGGAGCAUUGACAGAUCCUACCCCUGAAUUUCCCGCUGGACGAACGCCUGCUGACUUGGCAUCCGCAAAUGGACACAAAGGCAUUGCAGGCUUUCUCGCAGAGUCUUCUCUAACAAGCCAUCUCAAUGCCCUCACCUUGAAGGACUCAAAAGGCAGUGACGUGGCAGAAAUUUGUGGCCUGCCGAGUCUCGAAGAUGUUCCUGGAAAAGUUCCUUGUCAGCUUUCCGAAGGAGACGAUGGUCAGGGUGGAUCACUUAAGGACUCAUUAAGUGCUGUUCGAAAUGCGUCUCAAGCUGCAGCUCGGAUCUACCAGGUUUUCAGAGUUCAAUCGUUCCACAGAAAGAAGCUAGUUGAAUAUGGAGAUGAAAAGUGUGGGGUAUCAGAUGAACGAGCUCUUUCGCUCAUUUCUGUUAAGAGUGCAAAGCCAGGUCAGCAUGACAUGCCAUUGCAAAGUGCUGCAAUUCGUAUACAGAACAAAUUUCGAGGGUGGAAAGGGAGAAAGGAGUUUCUACUUAUUCGCCAGAGGAUUGUUAAGAUCCAGGCACAUGUACGGGGUCACCAAGUGAGGAAGCAAUAUCGCAAGAUUGUUUGGUCAGUGGGAAUAGUGGAGAAAGCUAUACUCCGGUGGAGGCGGAAAGGAUGUGGAUUACGUGGAUUCCGGCCUGAGGGCUUAAUCGAAGGCCCUAGCAUGCAAAUCCAAGCAGCUAAAACAGAUGAUUAUGACUUCCUGCAGGAAGGCAGAAGGCAGAGCGAAGCCAGGCUACAGACAGCGCUCGCCAGGGUGAAGUCCAUGGUUCAGUAUCCUGAAGCGAGAGAUCAGUACCGAAGGCUUUUAACUGUUGUUACAGAGCUCCAGGAAUCAAAGGCCGCGCAGGACAAAUUACUGAGCGACAUAGAGGGGGCUGCUGAUGGUGAUUUCAUGGUCGAAUUAGAACAGCUUUGGCAAGACGACACACCGAUGCCCAGUAUUUGAUUGAGAAGAGUUUGAGAUUCCUGGGAGGUUUUUUCCACCGUAGUUGUUUAUGUAAAUUAUUCUCACUUUGUUCGUUGGCUGUUGCGUAGCUUACCUUAAUAUGUUGUUUAUACUCGGUGCUAAUACAGUGACUGUUCUGUUAACUGCGCUAAAUUAGCAAAUUCUAGGUGUAAACUUGUGGAUUAGUUGAUGGUGCUAUUUUUGUACAACGCCAUUUUAGGUGAUGAGCUUUUUCCGACUUGAUUUUGAAAA
This is a messenger RNA of Ananas comosus (pineapple), 3641 nucleotides long. RefSeq names its product calmodulin-binding transcription activator 3-like. The transcript is spliced from 13 exons. Gene Ontology annotation, molecular function: double-stranded DNA binding; protein binding; transcription coregulator activity. NCBI's taxonomy places the organism in Eukaryota, Viridiplantae, Streptophyta, Magnoliopsida, Poales, Bromeliaceae. The coding region runs from base 234 to 3389 and encodes 1051 amino acids. Gene Ontology annotation, cellular component: nucleus. Gene Ontology annotation, biological process: regulation of transcription by RNA polymerase II. The record is from RefSeq and is a predicted model, not a curated record.